Messenger RNA from Coturnix japonica (Japanese quail), 913 nucleotides. The record is from RefSeq and is a predicted model, not a curated record. Lineage: Eukaryota; Metazoa; Chordata; Aves; Galliformes; Phasianidae.
UUCCAGCCCCUCAGAAUGGGAUGCAGUGCCCAGAGCUGUAGGACCAAGUGCCGAAAGCCUUCCCAGCACCCAGCAGCACUGCUGGCUUGUCGCAGGAUCACCCUGCAUCAGGCCUCCUGGCUGACCUUCUCUCUCUCUGUCCCUUGGCAGGAUUCGUACAGGAAGCAGGUUGUCAUCGAUGGGGAGACGUGUUUGCUGGACAUCCUGGAUACGGCGGGGCAGGAGGAGUACAGUGCCAUGCGAGACCAGUACAUGAGAACAGGGGAAGGAUUCCUGUGCGUCUUUGCCAUUAACAACACCAAGUCCUUUGAGGACAUCCACCAGUACAGGGAGCAGAUCAAGAGGGUGAAGGACUCGGACGAUGUGCCCAUGGUGCUGGUUGGGAAUAAGUGUGAUCUGCCAGCACGGACAGUGGAGACCCGGCAAGCGCAGGACCUGGCCCGGAGUUACGGGAUCCCCUACAUAGAAACGUCGGCCAAAACCAGACAGGGCGUUGAAGAUGCCUUCUAUACCUUAGUGCGGGAGAUCCGUCAGCAUAAACUGCGCAAGCUGAACCCACCAGAUGAGAGUGGCCCUGGCUGCAUGAACUGUAAAUGUGUGAUAUCGUGACUGUGCUGACUGGACCCUGACUGGACCCUGACUUGGAGAGGUGUCCGCUGUGCAGAGCACAAGGAUAGAGGUGAUGCGAAGGAAGAAACAAAUGGAUUCAGGGGAGGAGCGGAGGGGGAGGGAGAGAAGAGGACGGGAGGAGUGCCAGCCCCUCCAAGGACUAUCUCGCACAUCACCCAGGCCGGCAGCAGACGACUUUUGGUUCUUUCCCCAUCCUCUCCUCCUUUGGCCUCCUCCAACCCCGGCAACUGUACAAAGCCACAGAUUGAAUCACAGUAAAUUAUUAUUUGAUGGUCUCGACAAA